Molecule: messenger RNA, 613 nt
Organism: Protopolystoma xenopodis
Lineage: Eukaryota; Metazoa; Platyhelminthes; Monogenea; Polystomatidea; Polystomatidae
Source: the annotation of a GenBank genome assembly
CCAGUUCACAAUUAUUAUUACUUUUUUGCUUGAGUCAUUAGAAUCAGAAUGCAUACAGAGUUUAGUCAAGAUCACUUCAAUAAAGAGGAAAAUUUCAGCAAGUAAUGCCAAGAAACUUAACCAUAUCAACUCAGCUGAAAAUACACCAUCCAUUAAGACAUGUGCCUCUGAUGCCUCACACAAAGUUGCUUUGGAACAGCAUGUUAGCAAACAGCGAAGGAAUUUUCUGUCAUUGUCAAAACGGGAGCGUAGGACAUUAAAGUUAAAUGGAAAAAAGUUUUCAGAAGCGGUCAUUCCUCUUCUGUCUCUCUGGGAAAAACAAAGAUGUGACUCCACUCCAAAGGAUGAAAAAUUUCAGCUGAUAGAAAAAAUGUUGGAGAUAGCCAAAGGUAAAUUACCUGCUCUAUGCAUGGCGCAUGAUACCUCUAGGAUUAUCGAAUCCUUAAUCCAGCAUGGCACCGAAGCUCAGCGUUGGCAAAUAUAUGGCGAAUUACGGCCUCAUUUUUUGAAUUUAAUGAAGUCUCGAUACGCUUCCUAUGUGGUUCUCAAGAUAAUCAAAUAUGGUGACGAUAAAUUUCGAAAGGACAUCUUCAAGGUACCCUUACCUUUAUAG